GAGCGGCGAGUGCGGAUAUGCAGCGCUGCUCCCUCCUGUGUCGGGUCUCGGACCUCAGUCACUUCAGCCGUCACCAGCAGCUGCUGCGGGUCCUCUCGGGAGCGCAGCGCAUCAAGUGCAGCGCCGACCUCAAACACCUGUGUGUGUAUCUGACCGCGGAGCGCAAACUCCUGACCUUCGACGGUCACCGAGUGCCCGGUCAGGCGCCCCGACCGCUGGACACGCGCUUCAGUCAGGACGAGGAGCUGCUGGACAUCCUCCUCCUGGGCCCCGGUCUCCAGCCCCACGGCGCCAGUCUGGCCACUCUGGUCACCCCCCGGGGGAGGGCGGAGGUCUGGCGGGAUAGCGACAGCCGAGGGUGGGAGUUGGUGCAGAGCGUGGACUUGUGCAACAGCCCCCGGGCCAGAGUGGUCUCGGUGGCCGGCGAUGGGCAGUCCGUCAUCUGGUGCGAGGAGAGACCCCCGUCCGGGGUGCACCCGUCCCCCGGCAGGAACCUGCACCAAUAUUGUGUGUGCAGGAGGGCCAUAGCGGUGGGCCGGGCCAGGGUGAGCCUGGGCGCCAUCAGCAUCGUCCUUCACAACAGCCCCACCUUCCGGGUCAUCUCCUCCGGGGACCUGGUCUACCUGGUCCCCACCAACCCGCAGAGCGGUGAGUCCAACCUGACCAGGUGUAUCCUGAUCUGGGCGCCCGGGGCCCACACACUGACCAUCACAUCACCAACACAGGGACCUCUCUCUGCCAAGACCCUGCUCCCCGGUGAGUCCGAUUUCCGGAGGCUGGUGGCUGACGUUGUUGGGAUCUUGGCUUCUCUCCCCUCCUUGGAUGUCCACACGGUGACCCCCUGUGCCUCACUGGGGGGUCUCUUGUUGGCGAGGGCCUGCGGGGAGGUUACUUGGAUCCGGGGUAAUGGCGCCGUGAGCCGCGUCUGUUCCUUGGGCGAGAGUUUGGCCCCCGGCACCGAGGUGCUGAUGGAAGCCCACCAGGGUACGUUGGUCUGUGCCGUUGGCAGGACUCUCCACCUCUUCAACACCAUCACCGGGAGGAAGAUGGAAAAGGUUACCCUCAACGCCGAGUCCUUGGCGCUGGUCACCCUCCAGCAAGCGGGGACCAUCCAACUGCUCACCAAGGACGGGGUGUACUCGGUGGGACCUCCCACUGCCUCGGAGCCGGUCUCCAACUACCAGGAGAGUGGGCGGUCAGAAGAGGUCCUGGAGCACAUGGUCCUGGAGGAGGCCUGUAGAUAUUACCAGCGGCGGAGUCUGAGCAGCAGCCGGUUAACUGUGGAGAAGCUGAAGCGAGGGGGGAUGUUUCAGGCCCCCAUUGCCUUGUGCUCCAUCCUCCAGAGUCAGCUGAAGCUGCGGAGCGCUCACGUCCUGAAACCGGAGACAUUCUCAAAGCUGAGCAGCAUCAUGGCCGGUGAGGUCCAGAGUUAUGUCAGCCUGGAGGAGGUCAAGUCCUGUAUUGUUCACGCGCCCGAGAGUAAGAUCUCUCAGUACUGCGAGGGCCUCGUGGAGGAGGAGAUUGGGAGGCUGCUCCACACUGACCUGGAUGGGGACAACCUGACUUACCUUAACUCAAUAUUCAGCAGUUUCCCCAGCAAGGCUUGGGAGGCCAUCAAGGAAACGUGGAACCUGCACCAGAAGGUCAAUGGGCUGCUGUCAGCCCGGGCCACAGCUGACAUGUGGAGGCUCGCGGUCAGCCCAGGACCCCCGAGCGAUCCCCAAGUGGCUAACGGAGCUACUCCUGUCUUCGAGCUGAUCUGCCGCUCGCUCUACAGCUUCCGGCCCAAGUGGCUGCCGCAGUUCGUGGAGUUGGCGCAGCAGCAGCUGAACCACAGUGGCCGUAGCUACACCAGCAAGGACAGCCCCGAGAACACACCGCUGUACAAGCGAGCUCUCUCCGUGCUCCCGUCACCGUCCCCUCAGCCCAGAGCCUGCCAGGGGGAGCCCACCGAGACCCAUGUCGCCAUCCUGCUAAGCAGCCAGAGACCCAACGCUAUCCUGCAAGCGGUGCGCAUCCUCAUAGACCUGGAGCAGUGGCCGAAGGUGCUGGAGGUUGCCGAGAACUUCUCCCGGCAGAGCCCGCUUCUCAGGAAGGAGCUCUUCACCUCUCUGCUGCUGGAGUUCUCCCGGCACCGAGCGCUGGAUGCCUAUGCGGAGCAGCUGUGGGACCUAUGUCCGCGGGACACCAAAGCUGUGGACAUACUAAGCGCCAUCCUGAGGGAGAUUCCUGAUCCGGCGGCUGAAUGGCCCUACUCCGCCCAGUUGGGGAGUCUGACGGUCGGGCUCCUCCGGCCCCUGCUGGCCAGAGUGCUGGAAUGGGAAGCCCAGUGCACGGACUCAAGCCUAAAGACCCUAAUCUUCCCCCCGCCCACACCCCCUAGGCAGAAAAAGGCCACAGACCCUUCCGAGGGCUGGACACUAGUCCAGUCUCCGCUCAGUGACAGCUGAGGCCAUGUGGACACCGAGCGCUGGGACAUCCAGAGGUUGUUUUUUUGCACUUUUUGCUCUGGGGUCGGAGGUGAGAGAACUUCUCGUUGUGUUUGAGAUGAGGUGACGUUGAAGGUCACUGUGGUGGCUGUCUGCAGUCAACGGAAAUUCCCAAAGCUUCUCUUCUUUUAAUCCAGGUAUUUCUUCUUGGACACACUCCUGCUCCCCCA
This is a messenger RNA of Callorhinchus milii (elephant shark), 2659 nucleotides long. RefSeq names its product HPS6 biogenesis of lysosomal organelles complex 2 subunit 3. Gene Ontology annotation, biological process: protein localization to membrane; melanocyte differentiation; lysosome localization. The record is from RefSeq and is a predicted model, not a curated record. Lineage: Eukaryota; Metazoa; Chordata; Chondrichthyes; Chimaeriformes; Callorhinchidae. Gene Ontology annotation, cellular component: lysosomal membrane; BLOC-2 complex.